Molecule: messenger RNA, 787 nt
Organism: Coffea arabica (coffee)
Lineage: Eukaryota; Viridiplantae; Streptophyta; Magnoliopsida; Gentianales; Rubiaceae
Source: RefSeq, a predicted model, not a curated record
UUAGGAGCACAAAAAUUUGCUUUUAUCAUUCAAAAACCCGAAUUGAUCUUCGCUUUUAAGUUUUCAACUACGACUGGUAAGUACUUUGAGCGAAAGCAGACACAGUAGCAAUCAAAAAAGCAACCCAACAAAUUGGUGAAGGAUCGCAGGAUGAUAGGAGUUGGAAAGAUGAAGCAGUACACAAAUGUCCUCGACAGGCCCCUCAGUAAAGGCAAACAAGAGGUGAGUUUGAGUGCAUUUGCAUUCUUGUUCUCAGAGCUGGUUCAGUACAAUCAGACUCAAGUUGACAACAUUGCUGAACUCGAAAGAAGGCUCGAAGAUGCAGGAUAUGCUGUUGGAGCAAGGGUUUUGGAACUUCUUUGCCACAGAGAAAAGGGAAACAGAAGAGAGACACGACUCCUGGGUAUCUUAUCUUUUGUACACAGCACAGUAUGGAAGGUGUUGUUUGGAAAGGUAGCUGACUCUCUUGAGAAAGGUACUGAACAUGAAGAUGAAUACAUGAUUAGCGAGAAGGAACUUUUGGUCAACAGAUUUAUAUCAAUUCCCAAAGAUAUGGGUACUUUUAAUUGCGGAGCUUUUGUUGCUGGAAUUGUAAGGGGAGUUUUGGAUAAUGCAGGUUUCCCUGCUGUGGUAACAGCUCAUUUUGUUCCUGUUGAAGGACAGCAGCGACCUCGAACAACCAUCUUGAUAAAAUUUGCUGAGGAGGUACUACGAAGAGAGGCAAGAUUGGGCUGAUACUUACUUUUCAAUGUUCAUUAAUCAAUAAGAAGUUGCAGAUCGUGAAAGU